CAUACGCGUCCUUGACCUUUUCCCAAAAGUCGGCUACACAUCGUUAAUCAUGGCGAUGUUCCAAAGGGAUCCCCGUGCUGGCGCGUUCUUGGGUGGAGACAGAGUAUCUGGGCAGGAUAUUCGUGACCAAAAUGUAAUCGCUGCUCAAUCCAUCGCGAACAUCGUCAAGAGUUCCCUCGGCCCUCUGGGGCUCGACAAGAUGUUGGUGGACAACAUUGGAGAAGUCACCAUCUCGAAUGAUGGCGCAACCAUCCUCUCCCUCCUCUCUGUCGAUCACCCCGCGGGCCGCAUCUUCGUCGAUCUCGCACAGAAGCAAGACAAGGAGGUCGGCGAUGGCACUACGUCCGUCGUCAUAAUUGCCGCCGAGCUUCUGCGCCGCGCAAAUGAGCUCGUCAAGUCGAAGAUCCACCCCACCACGAUCAUCACCGGCUACCGUCUCGCGUGCCGGGAGGCGGUCAAGUACAUGCAGGACCAGCUGAGCAUCAAGGUGGAUGCGCUCGGGAAGGAGGCGCUGAUCAACGCCGCGAAGACCAGCAUGUCGAGCAAGAUCAUCGGGAACGAUGACGACGUGUUCGCCCCCAUGGCGGUCGACGCGAUGCUCGCCGUCAGAACAAUCAACACGCGCGGUGACAUCAAGUACCCCGUGAAGGCCGUGAACGUACUGAAGGCGCACGGGCGGAGCGCACGGGACUCCAUCUUCGUGCAGGGCUACGCCCUGAACUGCACCGUCGCCAGUCAAGCGAUGAAGAAGCGCAUAACGAAUGCGAAGAUCGCUUGCCUGGACAUCAACCUCCAGAAGGCGCGCAUGCAGCUCGGCGUGCAGAUUCUCGUCGACGAUCCGAACCAGCUCGAGGAGAUUCGGAAGCGGGAGUCGGAGAUUACGCUGGAACGCAUUCGCAAGAUCCUUGCGGCCGGCGCGAACGUGGUCCUCACGACGAAGGGUAUUGAUGACCUUUGCUUGAAGGAGUUCGUCGAGGCUGGCGCGAUGGCCGUCCGCAGAUGUCGCAAGGAGGACCUGCGCCGAAUUGCGAAGGCCACUGGCGGUACCUUGGUGUCGAGCUUGGCAAACCUCGAGGGCGAGGAGACCUUCGAGCCCAGUUACCUCGGUACCGCGGACGAGGUCGUGCAAGAGCGCAUCUCGGACGACGAGCUUAUCUUAGUCAAGGGCACAAAGGUCGUCAGCUCGUCCUCUAUCAUCCUCCGCGGCGCCAACGACUACAUGCUCGACGAAAUGGAGCGUGCUCUGCAUGACACUCUUUCCAUCAUCAAGCGGACGUUGGAGAGCGGCGCCGUUGUCCCCGGUGGCGGAGCCGUCGAGUCUGCCCUCAGCAUAUACCUCGAGAACUUUGCGACGACAUUGGGAUCUCGCGAACAGCUCGCGAUCGCUGAGUUUGCGCAAGCUCUGCUUUCCAUCCCGAAGACCCUUUCUGUCAACGCAGCGAAAGACUCGACCGAGCUUGUCGCCAAAUUGCGGUCAUACCACUACAAGGCGCAGACUGCACCUGCUGGCGACCCGAAGAAGCAGCUCCUGCGUUAUGGCCUCGACCUCAUGAACGGGGACGUGCGGGACAAUGUCUCUGCUGGCAUUCUCGAGCCCACGAUGAGCAAGGUGAAGAGCCUGAAGUCCGCGUACGAGGCUGCUGUUUCCUUGCUUCGCAUCGACGACGCGAUCCAGUGCAUUCCAGAGCCGCAAGGCGAGCCUGAUCCUCACGGACACUAGAAGAUGUAGAAGUAGUACUGUACAAUAUACUGCUAACGGCGCUGUUACUGCGACCUGGCUGUGGUCUUGACGACCAUCUCCGUUCAUUUUGCG
Messenger RNA from Schizophyllum commune H4-8, 1813 nucleotides. Its product is annotated as T-complex protein 1. The record is from RefSeq and is a predicted model, not a curated record. Gene Ontology annotation, cellular component: chaperonin-containing T-complex. Gene Ontology annotation, molecular function: ATP-dependent protein folding chaperone; ATP hydrolysis activity; ATP binding. Lineage: Eukaryota; Fungi; Basidiomycota; Agaricomycetes; Agaricales; Schizophyllaceae. Gene Ontology annotation, biological process: protein folding. Bases 50 to 1720 code for a protein of 556 amino acids. The transcript has 8 exons.